AUGGAUCUAGGGGACUCCCCAUUCGGCGGCUCAGGCUCAGACGGCCAGCCUGAAGAGAAGCCUCGAGCUCUCCCUGCAGAUCUUCCAACAUCCCUCGACGACAGAAGACAUGUCCCCAAUGAGCAUCUUAUCACCGAGACGGAGAUGUACGAUGGCUGGCAAGGCCAGUCCCAGUUUCUCACCACUCCAGCUCUAGCGAAACCUCUCAACUUCGGAAACCUGUCGCUCAACGAUCCCGACUACGAGGAUGACAUCACGAAAGGUCCUAAGGAUAGCGAUACGCGAUUAAUGGAAAUGCUGGCCGCUCAGGCAGCGCACCAAGCAGCUCCUGCUUUCGAAAACGAAGAUGAGGUUGUGAACAGCGAAACCCUGUCAGAGGCAGAAAAGAAGGAGAAGCUCCAGAAAGCCCUCAACAUGGCUGCGAGUAACGGCGAUGUCGACAGGAUUCGAAAGCUACUUAAUGGAAAAGCAAAGGAAUACCUCGAUUUAGAUGCUGAAGACGAAGAUGGAACACCACCACUUAUAUAUGCCAGUUGCUUUGGUCACGAAGCUGUUGUCCAAGCAUUGAUUGAUGCAGGCGCGGACGUUAACAAACAAGACCGUAACCAAUGGACAGCUCUUAUGUGGGCUAUGACGAAUAGGCAUAAGGGUAUCGCGAAAUUACUGCUCGACAAUAACGCUUCUUCCGAUCAAAAAACCUCAUCAGGACGAACGGCGUUCGACUUCGUGCCUCCAGACAGCGAGAUGUCAUUCUACCUUCACGAUGCUGGCUAUAAUAUCGGCAAUGCAGGAACCGAUGAUUUCUACCGUCCUGGAUUCUCUCAAGAUCGCUUCGAGGAAGAGAUGGCAGAGAACGAGAUGCGAAGACGAUUGAUGAUGGAAAGCGCUCGCGAUCUCGAGGUCGAUCUCGGAAAUGUUGGCAUGGACGACCAACCAGAGCCUGUGGACGAGUUCGAGGAAGAGCAACAGGAGUUUGACUGGAAUCGUUGUCUGCAUGAUCAGAUGUUCGUCUUCCAGGAACAUGAGCUGGAGCGCAUAUUGGAUAUCGUUAUUACCAACAUGACACCGCAAAGAUCGCCGUCGCAAAAACCUGUUCCAGCCAACAUGAUAUUCCUCAGCGCGAGGUAUGCGCACUAUCAUUCAAGUCCAGAGCUUCUGGAGCGACUUUUGGUGUCGGCUAUGGACUACAUCAACGACGUGGUUGAGAGGUGUCAAUGGGAUAUGACUAUCUUGGCCUUCUGGAUCUCAAACGCCACUCUUCUCCUUCAUUACCUCAAGAAAGAUCCGGGACUUUUCACAGCGACUGCCGAGUUUCAGGCUCAACUUGCGGAAUUGAUAAAUGAGAUCUUCAUACUUAUCGUGCGAGAUGCUGAGCGACGACUGGACAAGGUCUUGGACGUGGCCAUGCUGGAGCACGAGACGAUCCCUGGGUUUGAGGACAUUACUUUCCAAAAUGAAUGGAAGUUGUUCAAGCGCAAGACUGCAGUCAAGGAGGAGCCAUUGGAGAAGCGCUUCCGACCACCAUCACCAAAACAACGAGCCAAGCCAGCACCUCGAAACGUCACAUCCCUCCUCUCAUCUACCCUUUUUGUGCUCGACCUUUACGACAUUCACUCGGUGAUUACAUCACAAAUUAUUUCUCAACUUAUCUAUUGGAUUGGAGCAGAGCUCUUCAACCGAAUCAUGUCGAACCGUAAAUAUCUCGCCCGAACAAAAGCUAUGCAGAUUCGCAUGAACAUAUCGAUAUUGGAAGAUUGGGCAAGGACGAAUAACAGACAAGCAGAACACUUUGAAGGAGGUGAGGUACGUCCUUCAGGCGAGACAACCCAAGACGCUGCCAGAAGGCAUCUUGCACCCGUGAUUCAGUUACUGCAGUGGCUUCAAUGUUUCUCGUCUCUUGACGGAGAUGAUAUGGAAGCUCUCAUUAUCACACUUCAACAGCUUAAGCGGCUUAGCCCCCAGCAACUCAUCCACUCAGCAAACCACUACAGGGCAGAAGUAGGCGAAAAGGGGCUGCCAAAGAGUUGCAUGAAAUAUCUUAUCAAUUUACAAAAAGAAGCGGCUCUCAAGCGAGAAAGACGGCGGAGCGGUAUACCUUCACCACAAAAGUCGGGCCAAGACAGCACGCCAGUGACACCGGUAAGGGGCCGGUCAAACGGGAACCACCUCGAUACUCCGGGAAGCGUGGCAAGCCCUGCCCCAGAUGACGUGUCUGACGACGAUGAAAUGCCCGAACAUCUGUUGCUGGAUCCCGCUUUGAUGCUGCCCUUUGUCUUGCCUUCGGUCACCGACAUGCUUGUGUCCUACGGUGCUGGAAUUGGUGGAGUAAAUCGUGAGCGAGAGCGCAAGUAUAUUCCCACGGUGCCACCGGAGUUUCUCGAGAAGCUAGAGGUGGCAGGCGGGACCAGAAAGGGACCCAUGUUUGGAGAAGCGGACUGGGAGAACGAAGAGGUCUGA
This is a messenger RNA of Fusarium coffeatum, 2457 nucleotides long. RefSeq lists its product as uncharacterized. Lineage: Eukaryota; Fungi; Ascomycota; Sordariomycetes; Hypocreales; Nectriaceae. Bases 1 to 2457 code for a protein of 818 amino acids. Gene Ontology annotation, molecular function: GTPase binding. The transcript is spliced from 4 exons. The record is from RefSeq and is a predicted model, not a curated record.